CUCGCCGGAAUCCCCCGAUUUGGCCUGGGGAAAUGAAGCUGGGUUUGGCGGCCCUCCGCAUCUCCGCGGCGCCGCCCCCGACCUCCGCGAGGGAGGGCGGCUCCCCCCUCCUUCUCCUCCUUCCUUCUUCACGCAUCUUUCACUGCGAGUCGUCUUCCCUCUCUCCUUUCUCUUCGCGAAGCCCAUUUCGCCCCCCAGUUGCAAGAUUGGCAGCGUCUCUCGAGAACAGUCAAAGGAAUAGCAUCCAUUGUGGAAGUAACGAGGAUGAGGAGGAGGGAGAGCCUUAUUUGACUUCCAGUAAUCCUUCGGCUCCGUUGCUCUCGCUGAGCGAGAAACCGGAUAGGAGCCUCGCGUUGCUCGAUGAAUACGAGCUCGAGGAGCUCGACCCCGACCGCUCCACUUGCCGUAAUCACCGAAGCGGUUAUGUAGCUGUGCUAGGCAGGCCCAAUGUUGGGAAGAGUACACUCUCAAACCAGAUGAUAGGCCAAAAACUUUCGAUUGUAACAGAGAAACCUCAAACCACACGCCAUCGAAUUCUUGGUAUAUGCUCUGGUCCUGAAUACCAGAUGAUACUUUAUGAUACACCUGGUGUAAUUGAAAAGAAGAUGCAUAUGUUGGACUCUAUGAUGAUGAAAAAUGUCAGGAGUGCAGCUAUUAAUGCAGACUGUGUUCUUGUAGUUGUUGAUGCUUGUAAAGUACCUCACAAGAUCGAUGAUGUGCUAGAAGAAGGUAUUGGAAGUCUCAGGGAUAACCUUCCUAUUCUAUUGGUAUUGAACAAGAAGGAUUUAAUUAAACCUGGAGAAAUUGCAAAGAGACUUGAGUGGUACCAGAAGUUUACCAAUGUUGAUGAUGUCAUACCUGUAAGUGCCAAAUUUGGUCAGGGAGUGGAUGAUGUCAAAGACUGGAUACUUUCAAAACUCCCCUUUGGUCCUGCUUAUUAUCCCAAGGAUAUAGCUAGCGAACAUCCUGAGAGAUUCUUUGUUGCAGAAAUUGUUAGGGAGAAAAUCUUCACCCAAUACAGAAAUGAAGUUCCAUAUGCAUGCCAGGUCAAUGUUUUGAACUACAUCAGCAGGCCUACAUCCAAAGACUUCAUUCAAGUUGAAAUUGUGGUCGAGAAGGAAUCACAAAAGAUCAUUCUCAUUGGCAAGGGUGGGAAGGCGCUGAAGGUGCUAGCAACAGCUGCAAGGCUCGACAUCGAAGACUUUCUGCAAAAGAAAGUCUUUCUUGAGGUGGAAGUGAAGGUGAAAGAAAACUGGCGACAGGAUGAAGGUCUUCUCAGAUUCUAUGGCUACGGUGGUCAGAUACGAGCCUUGUAGAAGUGUCAACUGUAACUCAUCUGUUAUGUCUAAUCUUUGCGUGGAACAUAUUAUUUGCAACAAAAUGGCUCAUAUCACAUAUCAAAUAAUUUUAUUCCAUUUAGUUA
Molecule: messenger RNA, 1423 nt
Organism: Musa acuminata subsp. malaccensis (wild Malaysian banana)
Lineage: Eukaryota; Viridiplantae; Streptophyta; Magnoliopsida; Zingiberales; Musaceae
Product: GTPase ERA1, chloroplastic
Biological process (GO): ribosomal small subunit assembly
Molecular function (GO): GTP binding; ribosomal small subunit binding; rRNA binding
Source: RefSeq, a predicted model, not a curated record